AUGACCACUCCAAUUGAGCUCAUAGUACUUGUCACCUGUGGCAUUGCGUCCGACGAACUGGGCAGCGGCGAGCCGGAACGAGGUGGAAUAGCACCUCCUCCGCUUCCAGUGGGCCCCACAUCGGGCUUCUUUGUGACCGGUGGUGUGACUUGUUUUUCUAUCUCGUCUCCCACCUCGUCUCCUACCUCUUCCAACGAGCCUGAACCAGAAGCAGAAGCGCUGGCGGAAUCACUGGCGAAAUCGCUGGACGUUGCCAAGUCCGACGUAGUGGUUAGUGUAGCCAAUGUCGAGUCGACGGUUGAAGAGUCGACGGUUGAAGAGUCACCACGGUUGAAGAGUCAACAGUGGAGUCUAAUGACAUUAUAG
This is a messenger RNA of Peronospora belbahrii, 366 nucleotides long. NCBI's taxonomy places the organism in Eukaryota, Oomycota, Peronosporomycetes, Peronosporales, Peronosporaceae. The record is from the annotation of a GenBank genome assembly.